AUGUCUUCCCCAACCGACAGCGACAAGGCACCCACUGCCACCGAUGUCGAGAAAUCACAUGUCUUUGAUGGGCAAGGGACAGAAGAAGAUCCCUUUGUGGUAGAAUUCGUCAAAGAUGACCCGGAAAAUCCCAUGAAUUGGGGUCAAUUCAGGAAGUGGUUCAUUACAACUAUUGUCACUCUGUCCGUUUUUGCGGUCACAUAUACCUCCUCGGCGUACUCUGUCUCUUCCCGGGAGAUCAUUGAAGAGUUCAACAUUAGCAAUGUGGUAUUCAUUAUCGGCGUUACUCUCUACGUGCUUGGUUUUGCAAUUGGACCUGCACUAUGGGGUCCCUUGAUCGAAAAUAUUCCGAUUCUUUGGGUAGUAUCCCACAUUGCCAUGGUGGGAUUCAUUGGAGGCUCUGCUGGAAGCAAAAACAUCCAGACACUUCUCAUACUGCGAUUCUUUGGUGGCACAUUUGGAGGCUCACCUCUGGUCAAUUCUGGCGGCGCUAUUGCCGACAUCUUCCCCCCUGCCCAGAGAGGCCUCGCCAUGACACUGUAUUGUGUUGCUCCCUUUCUCGGCCCCAUUCUUGGCCCAAUCAUCGGAGGCUUUAUCUCUGAAGGCGCUGGAUGGAGGUGGGUUCAAGGGGUCUGCUGUGCGUUCAUUGGCGUUGUCGGCAUUCUUGGAACCGUGUUCGUCCCUGAAACAUACGGUCCGGUUCUCCUCCUCAGAAAGGCCCGUAAAUUGUCGAAAGCAGACGGCAAGGUCUACAUCAGCGUUCUCGACAAAGACCAGGGCAAGAAGAAGCCAUCUGAAGUUUUCCAGAGGGCACUGGUGCGACCGUGGGUAUUGCUCUUCAAAGAGCCCAUUGUUCUCGUGGCCUCGGUCUACAUGGCCAUCAUCUAUGGUACCGUGUACAUGUUCAUGGCUGCCAUGCCCAUCGUCUACGGCAAAGAUCGUGGCUGGGGCGAGGGCAUUGUCGGGCUUUCUUUCUUGGGCAUUGCCGUCGGAAUCGUCAUCGGUUUGAUCUGUGCAAUCUACGACAACAAUGGCAGAUUUAUGAAGCUUCUCCUGGCUAAAAAAUCCACCCCGGAGUCACGCUUGCCACCAGCAAUGGCUGGCGCCGUCGCUCUACCGGUCGGAAUGUUCCUCUUUGCCUGGACCAACUAUACUUGGAUUCAUUGGUCCGUAGGUAUUAUUUUAUCCGCGCCAUUUGGCUUCGGUUGUGUCCUUGUUAUCCUGCCAAUUGUCAACUAUCUCAUCGAUGCUUACACCAUCUACGCAGCGUCCGUCUUGGCAGCUGCCGCUAUCUUUCGCGCCGUCGUCGGUGCUGUGUUCCCUCUUUUCACGCCCCAGAUGUAUCAAAAUCUAGGGAAUCAGUGGGCAAGCUCCAUACCGGCCUUUUUGACGCUGGCUUGCAUGCCAUUCCCUUGGGUGAUGCAUCGUUAUGGCGGGGCGCUGAGGAUGAAGUGCAAAUAUGCCUUUGAGGCGGCUGAGAUGAUGAAGCGCAUGCAGAUGCAGCAAGUUCAGGCAGCAGAGAAGACCGAAGAAGAGACCAACCGUUCAGAGUAG
Messenger RNA from Clonostachys rhizophaga, 1554 nucleotides. NCBI's taxonomy places the organism in Eukaryota, Fungi, Ascomycota, Sordariomycetes, Hypocreales, Bionectriaceae. The record is from the annotation of a GenBank genome assembly.